Molecule: messenger RNA, 207 nt
Organism: Ilex paraguariensis (yerba mate)
Lineage: Eukaryota; Viridiplantae; Streptophyta; Magnoliopsida; Aquifoliales; Aquifoliaceae
Source: the annotation of a GenBank genome assembly
AUGGAGGCUGCCUCCGCUGCUUGCAAUGAAGUGAUGCAAUCGGGUAGUUCAGAGCAGGUGCGAUCGGUGGCGGCAGCGACGGACACGAGAGGGAAGCAUCGGAUUUCGGCUGAAUUGAAGCGGCUUGAGCAAGAAGCUCGGUUCUUGGAGGAAGAGCUGGAACAGCUUGAGAAAAUGGAGGCUGCCUCCGCUGCUUGCAAUGAGUAA